This is a messenger RNA of Cordyceps fumosorosea ARSEF 2679, 1746 nucleotides long. RefSeq names its product alternative NADH-dehydrogenase. Gene Ontology annotation, molecular function: NADH dehydrogenase activity. Lineage: Eukaryota; Fungi; Ascomycota; Sordariomycetes; Hypocreales; Cordycipitaceae. Bases 1 to 1746 code for a protein of 581 amino acids. The record is from RefSeq and is a predicted model, not a curated record. The transcript is spliced from 3 exons.
AUGGCCUCGUCAUCGAGAGCUAUCGCGGCCCUUGCCCGACCCGGCCUGCGGCUCAACACCCCCAUGGCCAUCAGAAGCUUCUCCGCGGCUGCCCGCGCCUCGUCAAUCGCCGCUCGAUGCGCCGCCCGUCCUUCCCCGUCCAUGAGACUCGCCGUCACCGGCCGCAUCGCCUUCCGCAGACCCUACUCAGACGAGGCUCCCAAGCCCAGGCCCGGCAAGCUGCGCACAACCUUUCGCUGGAUCUGGCGCCUCACCUACCUCUCCGUCCUCGGCACCCUGGGAUACACUGCCUAUGUCAUCUACGAUGAUCGCAAUCCCGGCGAGCAGUUUGUCCCUGACCCCUCCAAGAAGACCCUCGUCAUCCUAGGCACCGGCUGGGGCUCCGUCGCCCUUCUCAAGAACCUCGAUACCGAAAACUACAAUGUCGUCGUCGUCUCUCCCCGCAAUUACUUCCUCUUCACCCCUCUGCUGCCCUCGUGUACCACCGGCCUGAUUGAGCACCGCUCCAUCAUGGAGCCCGUCCGCGCCAUCCUGCGCCACAAGAAGGGCGCUGCCAACUACUACGAAGCCGAGGCCACCAACGUCGACACCGAGCGCAAGGUCAUCACCGUCGUCGACAACUCCGAGGUCCGCGGCGCCACCAGCACCACCGAGAUCCCCUACGACAUGCUUGUCGUCGGCGUCGGCGCCGAGAACGCCACCUUUGGCAUCCCCGGCGUCCGCGAGCACAGCUGCUUCCUCAAGGAGAUUGGCGAUGCUCAGCGCAUCCGCAAGAAGAUCAUGGACUGCGUCGAGACCGCCGCCCUGCGCGGUCAGUCCGAGGAGGAGAUGAACCGCCUCAUGCACAUGGUCGUCGUCGGCGGUGGCCCCACCGGCGUCGAGUUCGCCGGCGAGCUGCAGGACUUCUUCGAGGAGGACAUCAAGAAGCUCGUCCCCGGCAUCAGCCCUCGCUUCAAGGUCACCCUCAUCGAGGCCCUCCCCAACGUCCUGCCCUCCUUCUCCAAGCAGCUCAUCGACUACACCGAAAACACCCUGCGUGAGGAGAAGAUUGACAUCAUGACCAAGACCAUGGUCAAGAAGGUCACCGACAACACCGUCGAGGCCGAGAUCAGCCGGCCCGACGGCACCAAGGAGCGCGUCGAGAUUCCAUACGGCCUCCUCGUCUGGGCCACCGGCAACGCCGUCCGCCCCAUCGUCAAGGACAUGAUGGCGCGCAUCCCCGCGCAGAAGGACUCGCGCCGCGGCCUCGCCGUCAACGAGUACCUCGUCGUGCAGGGCGCGCGCGACGUCUGGGCCAUCGGCGACUGCGCCGUCGCCGGCUACGCCCCGACCGCCCAGGUCGCCUCCCAGGAGGGCAGCUUCCUCGCCCGCCUCUUCAACAACAUGGCCAAGACGGAAAGCCUCGAGGGCCGCAUCCACGACCUCAGCAGCAAGAUGAACCUCAAGGCGGGCAACGCCGCCGAGGACGCCCAGGAGAUUGAGCUCCUCGAGAAGCAGCUCCGCCGCAUCAAGGACGUCAAGCCCUUCCGCUACUCUCACCAGGGCAGUCUCGCCUACAUUGGCAGCGAAAAGGCCGUCGCCGACGUCAGCUGGUGGAACGGCAACCUAGCCACCGGCGGCAGCAUGACCUACCUCUUCUGGAGAAGCGCCUAUCUUUCCAUGUGCUUUAGCACUCGCAACCGUGUCCUCGUCAUCCUCGACUGGCUCAAGUCCAAGGCCUUUGGUCGCGACAUCUCUCGUGAAUAG